Molecule: messenger RNA, 1878 nt
Organism: Pseudogymnoascus verrucosus
Lineage: Eukaryota; Fungi; Ascomycota; Leotiomycetes; Thelebolales; Thelebolaceae
Exons: 5
Coding region: 1-1878 (625 amino acids)
Biological process (GO): secondary metabolite biosynthetic process
Molecular function (GO): oxidoreductase activity, acting on CH-OH group of donors; flavin adenine dinucleotide binding
Source: RefSeq, a predicted model, not a curated record
AUGGCUUGGCUCAAAGCCCCUUUACUGGGUCUUACCCCACUGCUGGCGCUCUCAGGAGUGGUAAACGCGUAUCCAAGCACUCUUUUAGCUCUACGCGACCGCGAGGUCAACGCGGAACAGCUUCAAGCUAGUUAUGAUUAUGUGAUUGUUGGUGGAGGGCAGAGCGGACUUGUGAUUGCCAACCGUUUGAGCGAGGAUCCAUCCAAGUCCGUUCUGGUGGUCGAAUAUGGAUACUUCGACAACAACCCGGCCCAGCUGGACCCGUCAAGCGCGGUAAACUACCGUCCGAUCAACAUGUUCAACGUCUCGUCUGUGCCACAGCCUGGACUUGGCGGACGUGUUUCUGGGGCGUUCGCCGCUUCCGUUGUUGGAGGUGGCUCUACUGUGAACGGAAUGAUGUUUGAUCGUGGUGCUGCCGACGACUACGACAACUGGGAGAAGCUAGGGAACCCUGGAUGGGGAUUUUCUGGCCUGCUACCUUACUUUAAGAAGAGCACGAACUUCACCGCCCCGCGUGCGGACCUAGCUGAGGAGUACGGUAUCACUUGGGAUGCCAAGAAAGCUUACGGCACAAAUGGUCCUAUCCAAGCCACCUUCCCAGACUGGCUGUGGCCUACUAUUAAGGUCCAGUGGAAAGCAUGGGCUGAACUUGGCGUCCCGAUCCAAAAGGAAGCUGCGGCGGGAGAUGCUUAUGGCGCGUUCUGGGUACCAACCAACAACGAUCAGACUUAUCGCCGCUCAUACGCGCGAAGCGGAUACUACGACCCUGUGGCCAGCAGAAAGAACCUGAAGAUCAUCACUGGAUACAGGACCAACGAGGUUCUCUUCAGUGCCAAAAAGCAUGCAGAGUCAAUCACGAUUCAAGAAAGAGGCACCCCAAAUGGCGCGCCUACCAUCUCCGUCAAGGCAAAGCAGGAGAUUGUCCUCUGUGCCGGCUGGUUGCACACCCCACAGGUGCUUCAGCGUAGUGGCCUCGGGCCGAAGGACCUCCUGGAUGAAGCUGGCAUCAAGCUGAUUGUCGAUCUGCCAGGUGUAGGAGCAAACCUCCAAGAUCACGCCGUGACGAGCAUCGGCUACAGCUAUGCGACGGAUCUCAGUCCGAAUCCUAGCUCGCUUUAUACAAAUGCGACCUUCGCAGCAUGGGCUGCUGAGCAAUGGCUCGACCGUAAGGGUCCCCUCUCAGUUGGCGUUGGGAACUCUCUCUCUGUCCCUUCCCUCCCACAGAUGAGCCCCAACUACAAGUCCAUCAUUGCCAAAGCGCAGGUCCAGAACGCUGCCAAGCUGCUGCCCUCUACCUACACGUCUGUGAACGUCAAAGGUUUCGUCGCGCAGCGUGAUCUCCUCCUCAAGACCUUUAGCAAGCGCAACAACGGCGUUGUUGAAAUCACCUUCUCUGGCGGUGGUACCUCCUCACUAAGCAAUGAGAAGCCCCUGAGCCGCGGAACCGUGCGCCUGAACACGACGGACCACUACGCCGAGCCGAUUGUCGACUUCAACACCCUCAUCAACCCAACCGACACUGACAUCAUGGUCGAGUCGCUCAAGUUUGCCCGCAAGUGGUUCGCCACUGAGGCGAUGAAGCAGCUGUCACCAUCGGAGACGUCACCAGGCGUAAACAUCACGUCUGAUGCGGAUCUCGCGGCGUAUGUUGUCAGGUCCAUGGGCUCUACGACUGCCCAUAGUUCUGGAUCCGCAGCGAUGGCGCCUCGCCACUUGGCGGGUGUUGUCAGCCCAGAGCUACUAGUCUACGGAGUUACUGGAUUGAGCAUUGGAGAUAUCAGUCUUAUCCCCAUGAUCCCGUCAACGCACACCUGUGCGACGAUGUACGCUGUUGCUGAGAAGGCGGCAGAUUUGAUUAAGAAGAGAUCCCGUAAAUAG